AUUCUGUGAAAAGCCCAAAAUUUCAAUUUCGUUGGCAAAGCAAAGCAAAGAGAGAGCUCGAAAAGAUUUGAAAUUUAUAAAUAAAUAAUCAAAAAAGAGCUUUUCUUGGCGGGGAUUUUGAAAUUCCGUUACACGCCGGAGAAGUUUUAACGGUCAAAUUUUCUUUUGGCUCGUUAAUGGCGGACCCAUCAGCUGGUUCUUCCAGCUUUUGGACUCAGGCCAACGCUCUCCUCAGAAAAAACCUCACAUACCAGAAACGAAAUAUAAAGGAGAAUAUUCGGCUCAUCUCUUUCCCCUUUUUCCUCUGCUUGUUGCUUGUUCUCCUUCAAGCAUUAAUCAAUCAACAGUUGGAUAAGCCUUCAAAUAAUUGUGGCUGUCAAUGUAUUGAUACAGCAGGGGAUGGACAAUGUAACAAAGUUUGUGGGUUAGAAUACUCAGAUAUAGAUCAAGCAGCAACUUGCCCAAUUCCUAACCCCCCAGGAUUUCCUCCUCUGUUACAAAUACCAUCUCCAGAAUAUCGUGCAGUGAGAACUGAUUUUGUUCCAUUCACAGACUUGCCAGAUGAAUCUUGCAGGAGUUCAGGAUCCUGUCCUGCAACUUUCCUUUUCACUGGGAAUAACCAGUCUCUUGGACAAAUUUUGGCUGGAAGUAUGAUCCCGAGUUCUUUGAACUGGAAUGCAUCCAAUGCAGCUGAAAGUUUAGCUAUUAAUGUUGAUGGCUCGGAUACAUAUACUCAAACAAGCAAUUUUCUUGAUUCUGCUUUCUUUUCGGGUGAUCCCAUCCUCAAUGUGCGUAGUCAGUGCUCGUCAAACUCUACAAUUUCUGUUUCCUUUCUGGUUAACUCCGUUCCAGUGCUGGGAGAGGUCAAUUGUGUCCAAGGUUUACAUUUGUGGCGCAAUAGUUCUUCUGUGGUUAAUGAUGAGCUAUAUAAAGGUUACCGAAAAGGGAAUUCAGAGGAGAAGAUUAAUGAAAUAACUGCAGCUUAUGAUUUCUUAAACUCGAAUGAGAAUAGUUUCAAUGUGAGUAUAUGGUACAAUUCAACCUAUAAGAAUGAUUCAGGACAAGCACCUAUUGCAUUGGUGCGGGUUCCUCGCUCGGUGAAUCUGGCUUCCAAUGCAUACCUUCAGUUUUUGCGAGGACCUGGUACAAAUAUACUAUUUGAGUCUGUAAAAGAAAUGCCCAAACCUGGAACAAAACUCAGGCUGGAUCUGUCCUCUCUUCUUGGUACACUCUUCUUUACCUGGGUCAUUCUACAGCUGUUCCCUGUCAUCUUAACAUCGCUGGUUUAUGAGAAAGAACAGAGAUUGAGAAUAAUGAUGAAAAUGCAUGGGCUUGGUGAUGGACCAUACUGGAUGAUUUCUUAUGCUUAUUUUCUUUCCAUAUCUUUGAUCUACAUGCUAUGUUUUGUGAUAUUUGGCUCACUCAUAGGGUUAAAUUUCUUCAGAAUGAAUGACUACAGCAUCCAAUUUGUAUUUUAUUUCAUUUAUGUAAACUUGCAAAUUUCACUGGCGUUUCUUGCAGCUGCAAUGUUUUCAAAAGUCAAGACUUCUGCAGUUGUUGGGUACAUAUUCGUCUUUGGAUCUGGGCUUUUAGGAGGCUUUCUUUUCCAAUUCUUUGUUCAAGAUACAUCAUUCCCAAGAGCAUGGAUCAUUGUGAUGGAGUUAUAUCCUGGCUUCUCUCUAUAUCGUGGGUUAUAUGAGUUUUCACAAGCUUCCUUCACUGGAAACUCUUUGGGGACUCAUGGGAUGCGGUGGGGAGAUUUGAGUAAUAGUGUGAAUGGGAUGAAGGAGGUGUUGAUCAUCAUGGUUGUUGAAUGGUUGGUGGUGAUUUUUGUUGCAUAUUACAUAGAUCAAGUUGUGUCAUCAGGAAGUGGAAAGAGUCCUCUAUUUUUCUUACAAAAAUUUCAAAAGAAGCCUCCAUCUUUGCGAAACCCUAGUUUGCAGAGGCAGGGAUCUAAAGUUUUUGUUCAGAUGGAAAAACCUGAUGUCAGUCAAGAGACGGAGAAGGUCGAGCAGUUGCUACUCGAAUCAAACUCAAGUAGUGCCAUCAUCGUUGACAACCUCAAAAAAGUGUAUCCAGGAAGGGAUGGGAACCCUGCAAAAUUUGCUGUAAAAGGCUUAUCCCUUGCCGUGACUGAAGGGGAGUGCUUUGGUAUGCUUGGCCCCAAUGGUGCUGGCAAGACUUCUUUUAUUAGUAUGAUGAUUGGUCUUACGAAGCCAACUUCUGGCACAGCAUAUGUCCAGGGUAUGAACAUACGGACUCAAAUGGAUGGAAUAUAUACCAGUAUGGGUGUAUGCCCACAACAUGACCUGCUCUGGGAAACUCUUACGGGAAGGGAACACCUACUGUUUUAUGGUAGGCUUAAGAACCUCAAAGGUUCUGCCUUAACACAAGCAGUGGAAGAAUCUCUCAAGAGUGUCAAUCUUUUUAACGGGGGAGUUGGUGACAAAAAAGCUGGAAAAUAUAGCGGAGGGAUGAAAAGGAGGCUUAGUGUUGCUAUUUCAUUGAUUGGUGAUCCCAAAGUUGUUUAUAUGGAUGAGCCCAGUACUGGCUUAGAUCCAGCUUCAAGAAGCAACUUAUGGAAUGUUGUGAAGCGUGCAAAACAAAACCGGGCAAUCAUUCUCACCACACAUUCCAUGGAAGAGGCAGAGGUUUUGUGUGACCGAUUAGGAAUUUUUGUAGAUGGCAGCUUGCAGUGCAUUGGGAAUCCUAAAGAGCUUAAAGCUCGAUAUGGAGGAUCUUAUGUGUUUACAAUGACAACAUCCUCGGAUCAUGAGCAAGACGUGGAUAAUUUGGUGCGGCAUCUCUCCCCAAAUGCUAACAAGAUAUACCACAUAUCUGGAACCCAGAAGUUUGAGUUGCCUAAACAUGAUGUCAGAAUUGCUGAUGUAUUCCAAGCAGUUGAGAAUGCAAAAAGCAGGUUCACAGUUUUUGCAUGGGGUCUAGCUGACACCACACUGGAGGAUGUCUUCAUCAAGGUUGCCCGUGGCGCCCAAGCAUUCAAUGUGUUGUCAUGAGUAUGGCUGUCCAAUUUGUUCAUUGAUACUUUCAUAAUACAUCGUUUAAUAUUAGUAGGAGGCUUCGUAUGCGGUUUUGCAUGCAGCUGACUAGUUUUAAAAUAGUUUACAUUUUUUGUAUAUCUAUUUUUCUGUUUACUUUCCUUUUCAGUUUACAUAUUUGUAUACACAUUUUCUUUGUAGAAAGUAAUAAAACUUAAAUACAUAUACUUUUUUGUUUUUAAA
This is a messenger RNA of Quercus lobata, 3242 nucleotides long. Its product is annotated as ABC transporter A family member 7-like. The transcript is spliced from 18 exons. Gene Ontology annotation, biological process: lipid transport; transmembrane transport. Gene Ontology annotation, cellular component: membrane; intracellular membrane-bounded organelle. Gene Ontology annotation, molecular function: lipid carrier activity; ATP binding; ATP hydrolysis activity. The record is from RefSeq and is a predicted model, not a curated record. Lineage: Eukaryota; Viridiplantae; Streptophyta; Magnoliopsida; Fagales; Fagaceae. The coding region runs from base 177 to 3017 and encodes 946 amino acids.